This is a messenger RNA of Phlebotomus papatasi, 3251 nucleotides long. It is a transcript of the gene Hsl, whose product is annotated as hormone-sensitive lipase. Gene Ontology annotation, molecular function: sterol ester esterase activity; triacylglycerol lipase activity. The coding region runs from base 334 to 3009 and encodes 891 amino acids. The record is from RefSeq and is a predicted model, not a curated record. NCBI's taxonomy places the organism in Eukaryota, Metazoa, Arthropoda, Insecta, Diptera, Psychodidae. Gene Ontology annotation, cellular component: cytosol. Gene Ontology annotation, biological process: triglyceride catabolic process; cholesterol metabolic process. The transcript has 8 exons.
CUCGCUUCUCCAGAGCACUCACGGAAGCCAAUGCAAUUACAGCCAGAGAGAGUGCCCCCAGCUGGAGAGAACGUGAGAGAAUACCAUCGAGUGAGACAAUGGGAUGAUUGAGAAUAAUUCCCGUGCAGCCCAUUUUCGUGAUAGUUUCUUUUAGUUGUAAUUUCAUUUAAAUAUACAAAUAAAACUGUGACUUGUCUUGCCUCUGACAAUGCUCUCUAAUUAGGUGAUCAAGUAGUGCUUCGUGAACUUGUGCUUAUUUUUGGUGUGAGGGAUUGAGGGCAAUGUGUUGUGGCGAAAAGAAUUUGGUGACGCAGUGACAAUCGAGCGGCGCAUAUGAUGCCGAAGAACGAUAGAAAAAUGGCCCCAAUCGCUGUACAAAGUUCAGAAAUUCUAGUCAACUCGGAAUCUGAAUCAAAUUCCGGGCGCUCCACCACAACACUCAAAUCGCCUGGGGCAUCAGCUGGACGCACCCCUAUGUUCGAUGCCCUCAAGGACUUGUGCGUGAACAAUGUGAACUUCUUCAGGCGCGACGAUUCUGCCACUGGUGUGCGUCUCCACGGCGCCUUUCUGGCUCUCGUGGACCACAUUGAGAAGGCUCGUCCCCUCGUGGACCAAAUCAGUGAUUUUGCCCAUGAGUACGACUUCGACAGCGAGACGCCCGGAAAUGGCUAUAGGAGCUUCAUUAAAGUUAUCGAUUGUUGCAUAAUGCAUAGCAUAAAACUAUGUCGCGCUGUACUCGAAAGUCGCAGUUCCAUUCUCUUCCGCAAGACCCUCUACACAAAGGAAGUUGAGGCCAGUAGUCACCUUCUGGCUAGUCUCUGUGCCAUCCUGGACCAUCUUAUGACCCUCCGGACAUGGAGCUCAGAGGGUAGCCUCUUUAGUGAUCACACAGCUGAGGAACUCCUAGCUCAUGGUGGAGCUAUCAAUCAAUACUGUUUCUAUGGACGUUGUCUGGGAUUUCAAUUCCAUGAGUCCAUUCGUGGUGCCCUCAAAUUUGUAUCCAGUUGCAUGGCAGGCUUCUCAGAAGGAUACUAUUCGGAGGGAAAUCGCUUGUCCAAGACAACAAGCUCAAUGUGGACAAGUGGAAAGUUCCUACUAGAUCCAGAAUUGCGUGCUCGACGUGUUGUGAACCUCUCCCAGAAUUCCGAUGUGCACUUCUGCAAAGCCUUCUGGUUCCUUGCCGAAUCUGAGCUUAUGUGUAGUGUUCCGAGUAUGAUUGGGACAGCGAUAAAAGUGAACAAAAUUGUGACAAUCCCUCCAGAGCCACUCAAGUUACCAAAUUCCGCAGGAGAUGGUUUUGUAGACAUUCCCAUACCAUUUAGCCAUUUAGGUCCAGGACCAGUAACUGCACGACUUCUAAGCUACAAUUUGCGCCGCGGAAUGAUGGGAGAAAGAAGUCACCGUUGCAGCUCAACACUGCCACCGUCCAAGGGAUUAAUAAUCCACUGCCACGGUGGUGGAUUCGUUGCUCAAAGCUCAAAAUCCCAUGAGCUCUACUUGAGAGACUGGGCAUACGCUUUAAAUGUCCCAAUACUGUCAAUUGACUACAGCCUGGCGCCAGCUGCUCCCUUUCCACGUGCCUUGGAGGAAGUCUUCUAUGCUUACUGUUGGGCACUCAACAAUUGCGAAUAUCUCGGAACCACUGGUGAAAAGAUAAUCCUUGCUGGUGACUCAGCAGGAGCCAAUUUGAAUUUAAGUUGCAUCCUUAAGUGCAUAGAAUUCGGAAUUAGAAAGCCCGAUGGUGUUCUUUUGAUGUAUUGUCCGGUUCUCGUGAGCUUUGUCGUUAGUCCAGCACGUCUAUUGUGCCUGAUGGAUCCAUUGUUGCCAUUUAGCUUUAUGAUGAGUUGCCUGAAAGCUUACACGUGCCCCAAUGAGGAAGAUGACGGGAAAAUUGAGAGAAAUCGUCGAAGAGUAACCCAACUGCUAAAUACUAGCAAAGCUACAUCCCUAAUUGCAUCCUCAUCUAGCACUACAAUAACACCCAAUGACUCCAAAAUAGUCAUGAUUCACAAGACAUCAGAUUCAGAUUCCACCAACAGAACAGCCGCCACAGUAAUGGCUCAAAAUGCCAAGGAAUUAUCUGACAAAGCACCUGACGAAGAUCAACUCUCCGAUCUAUCCCUGGACACCUCGACUUGGGACAAAUUGUCCGAAACGGAUUUACAAAAUGCCUCAGCACCCUUCAAAAGUCCAAUGAGCGAUACUCUCAGCGAUACAAUGGCUUCAGCCUCACUCAGGAGUCACACAGUGGGAAAUACAGAAGUACCCAGUCCAGAUGAAAGCAAUGGCACAUCCCUUGAAGAAGAUUCCCAACCCAUAACAAUUCAUAAACCCAUGCAGAAUGGAGUAGAACAUGAAUUCUUCGAGGAGUACCACGUGGAAGUUCACGAACCGGCAGUUCCAUCCUCGCAAUACGUUUCCAGCUUUAUCGAAAGAUACAACCUCGAAAAGGACGAAGAACUGAGGAAGAUUCAAUGUGAUUCUCCAACUACCUCCGAAGAUAACAUAAUUUUUGAAGUGGGCAAAGAUACAUUGAGUGUCAACUUCCUCCGAGAUAGUUUGCAGAAGAUAGCCACUAAGUUGUUUAGCAUUGUAAGCCGUCCCAUAAGUUACGUGCUAAAUUCCAGACAUGUUCCACCAUCCGGGAAGCGCAACUUCGAUUCACUGCAGGCCAAGAGUCCAUCUGAGGAAUUUAUCUUUCAAGUACCAAAAGAUCCCUACAUCUCACCCUAUUUUGCCACUGACGAAGUGCUCAAGGAAAUGCCACCGAUUAAGAUAAUUACCCUCGAGAUGGAUCCUUGCUUGGAUGAUUGUGUGAUGUUUGCCAAGAGACUCAAAACCGUGGGGAAUCCCGUUGGACUGGACAUACUCGAGGGAUUGCCCCAUGGCUUUCUCAAUUUCACGGCUCUCUCAAAGGACGCUGCCGAAGGAUCAAAAUUAUGCAUUGAGCGAAUGGCUGAGUUAAUGGACAUGAAAGUACCUGUCGACAAGACAAAAACCUGUUGUUGAAUACCACGCAAUUUGCUUGUUAUACUCACAUAAAAAUUUGUUACCCAUGAUAUUUAUCACUUUCUUUGUUGCCCCAUUCUUUUUUUUUCAUUCUUGGUAACUCUUGGUGCGCCCUUUUCUUCCAAAAAAAAAAAAUAUUAACAAAAAAAAAAAACACACAAAUUACGUGUAAUAAUUGAAAAUACAAGGCAAUUUUUCCGAUGGUAUUUUAAUAUUAUAAUAAAGAAUAUUAUAUUGGUUAA